This is a messenger RNA of Penicillium subrubescens, 552 nucleotides long. Its product is annotated as 4'-phosphopantetheinyl transferase B. Lineage: Eukaryota; Fungi; Ascomycota; Eurotiomycetes; Eurotiales; Aspergillaceae. The record is from RefSeq and is a predicted model, not a curated record. The coding region runs from base 1 to 552 and encodes 183 amino acids. The transcript has a single exon. Gene Ontology annotation, molecular function: holo-[acyl-carrier-protein] synthase activity; magnesium ion binding.
AUGAAACCAAUCCCCUUCCCCCUCGCCCUAAACAUCGGCACCGACAUCGUCCAUCUCCCCCGCAUAACCCGCCUCCUCCAAAGAACAAACUACCUCACCCGCUUCACACGCCGUAUCCUCAGCGACCAGGAACAACUCGACUUUCAAACGCGCUUUAAAGAUACCCUCACCCUCUAUCCAAACCGACAUGCCUCCCCCUCUCUCCCUCCGUUCACACCUAUCAUCACACCAGACAUGACGCGCUGGCUCGCCGGCCGCUUCGCCGCAAAAGAAGCCGCGCGUAAAGCCGCGCCGGGCGGGGCUGCGGCGCUUGGUUGGAAGGAUGUCGUUGUACGUGUGCCGGGGGAUAGUGAGAUGGAUAAUGCUACUGUGCUAGAUAUGGGGAAUAGUCUGGGAGGUAAUGGGGUGCUGGCGGCGGCGCAGGAGGGCACGAGCCGGAGGCCGGAGAUUGUGUUUUUGGGGGGUGGGGAGGGGAGGCCGGAUCGGUUGGGUCAAUUGUCGAUUUCGCAUGAUGGGGAAUAUGUGGUUGCGACUGUUUUGGCGGCUGGGUGA